AGAGAUAGUACCCCCAACAGGGUCUAGAAACUGUGAUGCACCCCCAGCCUUCCGCCAGCCCCGGAUAACAGGCAAUCAUGUGUCCAGCAUACUCCAGGACGCCUCUGCACUUGAACUGGACACCUCUCCAGGGCGCCAAUGCCUCGGCAUUAGAGAAAGAGAUUGGUCCAGAACAGUUUCCAGUCAACGAGCACUAUUUUGGAUUAGUCAAUUUUGGGAAUACCUGCUACUGCAAUUCAGUUCUUCAAGCACUUUAUUUUUGUCGUCCAUUUCGGGAAAAAGUUCUAGCAUACAAGAGUCAACCUAGGAAGAAGGAGAACCUUCUUACAUGCUUAGCAGAUCUCUUCCAUAGCAUAGCCACUCAGAAGAAAAAGGUUGGAGUGAUACCGCCCAAGAAGUUCAUAACAAGAUUGCGGAAAGAGAAUGAACUUUUUGACAACUACAUGCAGCAAGAUGCCCAUGAAUUCUUAAAUUACCUACUAAAUACAAUUGCUGAUAUUUUACAAGAAGAGAGGAAGCAGGAGAAACAGAAUGGCCGCUUACCUAAUGGUAACAUUGAUAGUGAAAACAACAACAGCACACCAGACCCAACAUGGGUUCAUGAGAUUUUUCAGGGAACAUUAACUAAUGAAACCAGAUGUCUUACUUGUGAAACUAUAAGCAGUAAAGAUGAAGAUUUUUUAGAUCUUUCUGUUGACGUGGAACAAAACACAUCAAUUACUCACUGUUUAAGGGGUUUUAGCAACACAGAAACACUAUGCAGUGAAUACAAAUAUUACUGUGAAGAGUGUCGCAGCAAACAGGAAGCACACAAACGAAUGAAAGUUAAAAAACUGCCCAUGAUUCUAGCUCUGCACCUGAAGAGAUUUAAAUAUAUGGAUCAACUUCAUCGAUAUACAAAACUUUCUUACCGGGUAGUUUUUCCUUUAGAACUUCGUCUGUUCAACACUUCAGGCGAUGCAACCAAUCCUGACAGGAUGUACGACCUGGUCGCCGUUGUGGUGCACUGUGGAAGUGGUCCCAAUCGAGGACAUUAUAUUGCAAUAGUUAAGAGUCAUGAUUUUUGGUUGUUGUUCGAUGAUGACAUUGUUGAAAAAAUAGAUGCACAAGCUAUUGAAGAAUUCUACGGGUUGACAUCAGAUAUCUCAAAGAACUCUGAAUCUGGUUACAUUCUUUUCUACCAGUCUCGGGACUGAGGGGGGACGGUGAUGAAGAGAUACUUUCUGCCUCAUUUCUUCUCUGGUUAUUUUGGAAAGGAUCAAGCACUGAUUUUUCAAGAAAAGAGAAAUGCAGGAAGCUCAGGGGGCAGUAGCACACUUUGCACAUGAUGAAGCAAAGACUAUGGAUUAACAGGCCCUUCCUGUCAUGGUAGUUGAUUUAUUUGCUCAGGUAUCAUGCUGUCUGUGUGGUUUCAUACAACAAAGAAGUGAAAUCAGAGAUACCAGCUCCUCUUGUAAAACAGCCUUCCAGUCAUUGACACGCAUUUCCUCUUUAUUAAUUGCACCAGUAACAGUUUGAACUCCUUGGGGUGCAGUAGAAAGAAUCAGAAUCUGUGCUGGGUGGUAUUGAUAUAAGGAGAUGGUGCUGAGCACGUUGCGGAAAUUGCCUGUGUUCAGUACGUACAGAAACAUAUUCAGUGGUCUUUUCAAGCGUAAACCAGAAAUAUUUUUGGGCCCAACACUUGCAGUUGCCUUCCUGAUUUAAAAACAAAAAAACAAAAAAAACUAACAGAUACUAGAAUCCAAUGUCAGGAAGACAAAUAUGUUUUGCUUCUCUGAAGAAGCUUAUAAUAAUAUACAGUAUAUGUAUAUGUAGGGAACAAUUGGUCAGAAGUGGCUUUUUGUUUCCCCAAGGGGAAAGACUGGCUUUGUAAUUAUAAUUUUUUCCUUAUUUAUUUUACUUAAAACUGGUAGAGUCUAAGUAUUGUAUGAAGUGCCCAUGAUUCUGUCAGUAAAUUUGAGCAUAUUUUAUUAGUUCUUGUCAGUUUAACUAGUCCUUUGGUUUGUUUCUACUUUUAAGGUGAAUUUUAAAUUCUAUCUGAAAUCGGUAAGACACCUUGAGAAAAAUUGCAACAAGAGGAGGUAAAUAUUCUUUUUCAGGAGGAACUGAUAUCUCUGGCUAAAUAUUUGUCCUUUUGUUGUAGCUAAUAAGUCAGUUAUUUUUUUCCAGCUUUAAUUUCAGUAAAAUAAAAUUAAAAAGCUAUGAAAAAUUCCCUGUAGUUUUAGAAUGAUAAAGGAAAUCCUGUUGCAGUGAUGGUAUACCAAUCUAGAAUUCUUACACAUUCUAAUGUUUCAGGUUGAGGCUGUGCUUGGAAAAUUCAUGUCAUAGCUGUUACGUUAUUUUUAAAUGUCAUUUUUUUACCCUGGAAAGAAUACAUUCAUCAUAACCCUAGCGGCCUGGACAGCAAGCUUAAAAAAAAAAAAAAAAAAAAACCCUUUUGAGAUUAAAUUUUAAUGAAGUAGACCAGUAAUACAAAAAGCAAGUCCUUUGUUUUCCUCCCUCUGCCUUUUCAAAUCUUAUUGGGAGACUGUUCAGACAUUAAAAUUUGUGUUUAUUAAGAUUUCCUUCUGUUGGAGGUUUUAAGAAG
Tupaia belangeri chinensis (Chinese tree shrew) is the source of this 2587-nucleotide messenger RNA. RefSeq names its product ubiquitin specific peptidase 12 (gene USP12). The coding region runs from base 78 to 1196 and encodes 372 amino acids. The record is from RefSeq and is a predicted model, not a curated record. Gene Ontology annotation, molecular function: cysteine-type deubiquitinase activity. NCBI's taxonomy places the organism in Eukaryota, Metazoa, Chordata, Mammalia, Scandentia, Tupaiidae. The transcript is spliced from 9 exons. Gene Ontology annotation, cellular component: cytosol; nucleus. Gene Ontology annotation, biological process: protein deubiquitination.